Molecule: messenger RNA, 1095 nt
Organism: Naegleria gruberi
Lineage: Eukaryota; Heterolobosea; Eutetramitea; Acrasida; Naegleriidae
Exons: 1
Coding region: 1-1095 (364 amino acids)
Source: RefSeq, a predicted model, not a curated record
AUGUCCUCAUCACAACAACAGUACCAUGGAAUAUUACGACAGGUUCCCGCCGAGUUGAUUUUUGAUAUUUUGCGUUAUUUGGAUUUUGUUUCACUCAAGCCUUUAAUAUUUUGCUUUGUAACUGUUGACUAUUAUUUGCCAACACAAUUACAAGAGACAAUUAGCCUUGGUUUAUCAUCAUUAUCUAAUGUUUCUAAUGGUGACAGUGGUGGAUCUGGCUCCGGAUCUGGCUCUUCAUCUAGUGUUGGAUAUAGUGAUGGAUUUUCUUAUUGUUCUCUCCCGAUUAAACAUUUAUUUGGUGAUGAGUUUGGGAUUGCACGAUUUGGAAUUUAUUUAAAGAUGAGAUUUAUAGAGAGUAUUCCUGGGACAUUGAAAUUGAGUCACGGUAGAAGAAAUAGCUUUGAUGAUAUUUAUAGAGAAUUGGAAAAGUUAUUUGUACAUUAUAAUCCAAUGAUGAGUAAGAACUUGAAAAGAAUUGGAAAGGAAUUUGAGGAGGAACGAAUUAGGGUUAGUGUAGAGUAUAAAAUUCAAAAGUAUUUGGAUGUGACGGUAACGAAUGAGAAUUUUAUGGAAUUUUGUAGAAAUUACAGACAUGCUUCAAAGAUCAUUUUGGAAAAUUGGGGAAAGUAUGGCUAUGGAAGUGAAUCAAAUUUGAGGUAUAAAAUUCCGGGUAAUAUUUUGGUGGCUUUCAAAGAAGUUUACAAAAAUCUUGUAAAACCUUUGAAAAAUAUUCAUGAUGAAAAGGCAACCUCAAAAAAUCCUUACAUGAAAGCACUUAUUGUUGUGGUUAAUUCAAUGAAUGAAUGUGCCAAGUAUUUUAAACUAUUGAACAGAGAUUUUAUUUACGCAAGCAGUAGACUUGCAAAUGAUUAUCCAAUACCAGUGGAAUUAUUUGGCAAGUUUUGGAGAUAUUUAGAUAAUCCACUCACAUACGAACCACUUUUACAUAUGGUGACGAACUUGUCAGAUAAAAGGCAAAUUAUCAUUGAUAUUUGCAACUAUUUCUCAAACAUGAAACCACCACGCACAUGCUAUUGCUACACAGGCAGACUACGAAAAAUUCUUGGAAAUAUUCAAACUCUUUUCCAAACAUAA